Trichobilharzia szidati is the source of this 1759-nucleotide messenger RNA. The record is from the annotation of a GenBank genome assembly. NCBI's taxonomy places the organism in Eukaryota, Metazoa, Platyhelminthes, Trematoda, Strigeidida, Schistosomatidae.
GGUAUCAGGGAAGAUAUUUAACUAACAAACAUCACCAAAACUUCGUUUACACAGUCGUUUUCUUAACUUAAAGACAGAAAAGUAAGACGGGGUUUCAAAUUCACUGGAAUAGUAUAAACCAACAGAAAGUUUUCAACAAGGGUUACAUACCUACCAGCUUCUUAUAAUCCAACUGCUAAUUUGACAUGGCUUUGACAAAUCUAUCUUUCAGUCGUGGCGUCCUGCUUGGUGGUUUAAUAGGUGAUUGUUAUGGCUAUGUUUUUGAAGACAAGCCAACAACAACGUUUGACAUUGCUUCUCAGUUGUUUCACAAGACUCUUAGCGGUGCUGAUAAUAAGAUGUUAAUAUACACUGAUGAUACUCAAAUGGGUCUUGCAAUCCUACGCUCCGUUAGAUCUCAGAAUGGUUAUAAUCCUGAACAUUUGGCGAGAGAGUUUGCAACGGAUUAUUUUGAAGAUGGAGCGCAUAGAUACUAUGGCGGAACUAUAGGACGUAUUUUUACUUCAAUGAAGAAAGCCAACUACAAGGACCCUUAUAAGUAUGCUGCAGAACUGUUUGACGGGACAGGAUCAUACGGUAAUGGCGGGGCUAUGAGAGCUGCACCUGCAGCACUUUAUGCCUUGAGGUUUUCUGAAUACGAUCUUGAAAGAUUUAUUGUUGAUGUUACUCGUCUAACGCAUACUCACCCUUUGGCUGUCUGUGGUGCACUUAUACAAGCCUAUGCAGUUCGAAAGAUUUUCUUUCUAGCCUGUGAUCGUAUUAAAUUGGAUCCGUUUAAAUUUGUUGACUAUUUAUUACAAAGACUUGAGAGGACUGAAUACUCGUUUGUUAACUUCAAAAUUCCUAUGUGGAGACAAGCGCUUGAGGCAUACAGAGAAAGAUUCGAACAUGUAAAGUAUUUGCUUUCAGCUGGAACAGAGCCUUCAAUCAAAGAUGUUGUUGGUCGUUUAGGUAAUAAUUUGGAAGCUAUCAACUCUGUACCAACUGCAAUCUAUGUAUUUUUACGUAGUUUAACUCCUAUACCUGGUAUCAACUUUGAUUCAGUUCUUCUUCGUUGUGUAAUCUAUGCCAUUGGACUUGGUGGUGACACAGAUUCAAUCGGUUGUAUGGCUACUGCACUGGCUGGUGCUUAUAUCGGUGUUCCAGUAAAUGAUAAUUACGGUGUACUACCCAGAAGUAUUAUUACACGUUGUGAACGUUAUAACAUAAUUGAAGAAUAUGCUCAAUGGUUAAGUACUAGAAUAUAACUAAAAAGAAAAAUGUCUUGAUUGUUUAACACUAAGCCUUUUUUUAACUUGAUUUUUUCUACACUUCAUUUUGUUUUGUUUGCUUUUUUUCAUCCAUGCUUCUUUUUAAAACAAAAAAAUUAUUUCUAUAUUUCAUAAAUCAUAAGACUCUAACCGCAUAUAUCAUGUGAUUUUUUAUGGCACAUCACUUUCAACAGAUUGAGAUUCGUGUUGUUGUUUUUUUAUUCAAAUAAUGAUAAUAAUAAAAAUCAAGACUAUAUACAUAUAUAUAUUUAUAUAUAUUAUCUCUAUGGUUUCUUAUGCUUGCUAAUUCACACGUACCUCAAUAGAUUGACAUUUUGAAAACAAGUUGAAGAAGAAGCAAAAGAAGCAGAAUUUCUUUCUCUCCUGAGAUUCAGUGAAUUGUUUACCACCUUCAGUGUAUGCCAUGGGAUAGAGUUAAUGUUGUUGUUGUUGUUGUUGUGCUUUUCUUGUCGUUUUUGACAAAAUAAUUUUAGCCUUCUGUAAGUCAG